AUGCGGAGCCUCACCGCACUCCUCGCCCUCGCAACAUCGAUAAUGGCAGAGACCCUCCUAUACAGCAAUCCCCUCAAUUCGACCGCCGACGUUGCAACGUGGGUCGCAGAGGGGCCCCUCAACGUAGCAGCCGUCAACGACACAAUUGAGCUCUCGGGCGGCGGCAACCCGGACGACUACUUCGUCUACUGGGUUCCCGAGGUCUUCCCUGACGGCAUCCGCAUCACCUGGGAGUUCUCCCCGCGCAACGAGCCCGGCCUGGCCAUGUUCUUCUUCGGCGCCGCCACCGUCGCCGACGAUGGCAAGGGGUCCAUCUUCGACCCUGCCUUGAAACCCAGAAACGGGAGUUAUCCGCAGUACCACUCCUCUGAUAUCCGCACCCUGCACGCGUCCUACUUCCGCAGGCGGUGGCCUGAGGAGAGGGCGUUCCACCUGGCGAACCUGCGCAAGUCGCCCGGCUUCCACCUCGUCUCCCAAGGCGCGGACCCUCUGCCCCCCGUCCCCGACGCCGCUGGUGCGUUUUACAAGAUUGAAGUGGUAAAGGACAAGCGGGAGGUCAAGUUCCGUAUCAAUGACUUGUCCAUCUUUGAGUUUUAUGACGACAAGUCUACGGGUCCCAUCAUCCGCGACGGAAGGAUCGGGUUCAGACAGAUGCAGCCGCUCGUCGCGAGAUAUCGUAACCUCCGGGUGUGGAAGCUUUGA
Molecule: messenger RNA, 702 nt
Organism: Colletotrichum orchidophilum
Lineage: Eukaryota; Fungi; Ascomycota; Sordariomycetes; Glomerellales; Glomerellaceae
Product: YesU protein
Exons: 1
Coding region: 1-702 (233 amino acids)
Source: RefSeq, a predicted model, not a curated record